UUUGGUAAAACAUAUUGGCCGUUUUGUUCACAGCAUCAAUGGAUACGUUAUAGUGUCUAUACAAGACUAUGGAAUAAUUGUUCGAUGACAUAACAAGCCAACGAUGAUCUUACUAAGGAUAUGAUAUCACCCGUUCUAAUAAUAUGGGCUUUUCUGUCGGUUCUGGUUUCCGGUUUAACUACGUAUGCAUUCGUUCAGCCUGUGUGGCUUGUUGGUUCCAAUCUGUUGGAUACGUUUGGAAUGAUAAGUUUGUGUUUAUCAAGAACAGUAUUUCUCGGAGGAAGUUUAAAACAGGAAUGUGAGUUUUAUGGUGGAUAUUUCAAUUUGGGAAACUUGCCGUCUGGAGCAUGGCAGGCGGCGUGUGUUUUAUAUGGGGCAGGAUGUGUACUUCUUUCAUGCGGAGCAUUCCUAGCUGUUUGUACAUCGUGCAUUCCAUGUGAUGUUGUUAGGACUGUUACCGUUAUGGCAGGAUAUGUACAGUUUGUAGCAGUCUUGGUAAUGAUUGCAGGAUUAUUUAUUUACCCACUAGGAUUUGGAUCAUCGUUUAUAAGACAAUACUGUGGAUCUAAAUCCGUCAUGUACCAGGCGUACGACUGCUCAAUAGGCUGGAGUUUUGUACUAGCUGUAACAGGGACGUGCCUAGCCAUGUUUUGUCCAGUUCUGUCACGGUUUACAGACAUGAAAGGGCGAGACAUACUGCCCUAAUCGGUAUCCUCGGGAGAUAUUAUGAAGGACUAAAGCAUAAAUCAAUAGACAAACCAAAGUCAUUAAUAACUCACCUUGAAAUGGAUGUAAGCUUUUCGAAAGGGUAUACAUGUGUAUGGAAAAUUAAGAAGUCCCAAUACGUUACUGCUGAUGAGCUUAGUAGCUACAGUUUUUUAGCAUAUCAACGUUUAGUUCAAAUAGUGAGUUCAGACAUGAAAUGGUAAAACCACCUCAACCAUCUACAAUAAUAUACAUAAUGAUACUUAGAUGUAGAAACUUGAACAUGUAGAAUUAGUAGUGAGUAGUGUUCAAGCUUGAUAGAGAAUGAUUUGUUAUAUAAUGAUCU
Molecule: messenger RNA, 1051 nt
Organism: Mytilus trossulus (common blue mussel)
Lineage: Eukaryota; Metazoa; Mollusca; Bivalvia; Mytilida; Mytilidae
Product: LHFPL tetraspan subfamily member 2a protein-like
Exons: 3
Coding region: 121-705 (194 amino acids)
Cellular component (GO): membrane
Source: RefSeq, a predicted model, not a curated record